AUUACUUACCACCAACUGGGACGCUCAUCGCCCACUGCAGCUGCCUGGCACUGACUUGGUGUUAUGUUCUUUCAAGUACUGUUGCCUCUCGCGUCAAGUGCAGGUUGAUUUUGCGUUGAUAUGAAACGAGCUGCUCCAUCGAUCGAGCCUGCGGACAGACCAUAUAUUCAGCAGCCGGUUUCGUGUCGAUUCUGCCGCUCGCGCAAACUGAAAUGCGACAGAGGCCGUCCUUCAUGCUUCAACUGCCACUCGCGUAACCGUGAGUGCAUUUACGAAGCAGACCGAAGAGAACCGUCCACCCUUGCAGCUCAGACUUUGGCUUCAUUGCCCCAACCGGGUGAUAAUAACCCAAGUACAAAUGGUAACAAUGUUGAUCUCGCUCGGCGGGUGGAGCGGUUGGAGCGAGCAGUGUUCACCACGCACACCUUGAACAGCUCUUAUGGGAAAGCAACCAGUCGACCGAAAACCCCCAGGUCGCGGCUGGCUAGUCACGACGAGGAGCAACUGAAAACUUCUCGAUGGCUCGAGGGGCUCUUGACUGCUGAUACGUCUGGAGGGAGCCCAGCCCUUUCGCCAGUCAGAUCGGAAGUAUCAACCAUACUGCAGGAGUUCCCAUCCUACAAUGAUGCAAUGGCACUGCUUUACCACUACAUCCAGACGGUCGAUGCAACGUAUCGAAUGCUGCACCAUCCUACUGCAUGGCAUCUACUGCGAGUGCUAUACGAUGACCUAGAAGCAAACCGCCUUCCUUCAGCCACGCAGGUUUCCUUCUUCCUGUGCAUCUUCGCUGGGAGCGCGUAUGUCUCGAGGAAAAAGCUCAACUUCGAAUCACCUUCCCUACAGGGCCAUUCGCAAGUUACUCUCGCCGAAUUGUGGGUACGACGAGCCGUGUCGCUGCUGACCGAGCCGCCUGCUCCUCCAUCGGUGGAAGCAUUGCAAACAAGUGUAGGCCUGAUGCAUUUGUGCACUCAAAUCGAAGGCCUCCGCGGCAGUUUCGGAGCUCUGGCCAUGCUUAGCUUACAAAUGGCAAGAGCCAUGAACAUACACCGUCUGGAUACACAACCUAACCGCGAGCAUCGUCGCAAGAACGGGGCUGAUAUGGUCGAACUAGAAACAAAGAGGCGAAUCUGGUGGCAUAUGGUCGCAUCUGAUUGGCUUCUUUCGUUCGUCGGCGGUCCAAACGAGGGGACAUACAUGCUCCAUCCUCGACAAAUGGAAACGUUUCGCCCAAGCAAUGUCCAAGACCUCGAUAUACCCCAAGACGUGGCACAUGUCACCGAAGAGUCCUACAGUUCACCCAUCGAUAGUCCCACCUCUAUGAGUUACUUCCUUCAUCGAAUUGAAUCGGCAACAUUGGUCCGUGAGGUUGUUGACUGCCUGCCUCCUUCAUAUUUUGCCUCCCCAGGGAAAGAGAGCUCUGACGAGAUCUAUGACAACAUAUUGAGCCUGGAUCGCAAAUACCAACAACACAUUGAAUCUCUACCUCCAUUUUUCCAGCUUACCAUCAAGGAGACGGCCUCUUACCAAGCGCUUCUGAGAGCACAGCCGUAUCUAGAAUGGCAGCGUUAUUUGAUCAAUCUUUUGCUCCAUACGCAAUUGGCACGGCUUCACCGACCGUUCUUGAUACGAGGUUCCCGAGAAGCCAAGUACGAACACUCGCGCCUUCAAUGCAUCCGCUCCGCCGAGACCGUGAUUGAGAUACGAAACCGAGCCAUGAGCGACCAGAGUCCUGGGUCAUUCACCUACGUGCUGCAGCAUUUUCUGACCGCUGCCAUCAUCUUGGCCAUGGAUGUCUGCUUCAAUCCGGACCGGGAUCAGGCACCGCGCCGUAAGCAGCAAGUGAUGCGCGCUUGUCGGGCCAUGGAAGAAGAACUGAACGCCAAGGUUGUCCCAUCGAGCGGACCGGGGGCUGAGGACAUAUCUAGCGGCCAACUUAUGCUUCGCUCUUUCCAGAACGCUGUGCGAAAUCUACGUGACACACUCAGGAAGCAUAUGCCGCGUGAAGAAGAGCCUGAUGGCGCUUCAUCCUCGUCCGUUAGAGACGCCUUGCCCUUGACACAUAACUUCAGUCGAUUUGUGAUCCAUAGAGACCCGGCCGAGCAGGUGUUUGGCACAGCUGAUAUCUACAGGCCUCAGCCUCGUGAGGACGAAGACAGCAGGAACAUGCAGAGCAUGGCUUCGCAGGUGACACAUGAGCAGUCAGAGCAGAUGCAAAAUCUGCCUGCCAGAAAUGAUGACAUUACGAGAGCGGAUGAGGCGAGUGAGCCGUUCUUGGUGGACGAGCUCUGGGAUGACUUCUUCACCGUUGGGUCUACCUUGAACGAAACGGACUGGGAUGCAUUCUUUUCUGAUGUAGGAGCUAACAUGGGAUGAACUGAGCCACCGCCUUUAACCUUAUGCAAGCUGGGGAGAUCUGCGCUUUCCUAAGGCUAAUUCGUGCAGCGUAUAUACCCAAAAACACAGAUCGAUUUCUCUUUAUCCAUCUAUCUCGGCGCUGUGACUGCCAAAGUCCACGGCCAUCAUAUUAUCAAGGCAACACCCUUUAUUCUGAAGUUGGGAACGAGUUACCGAGGCAUAUGGGCGUUGAGGUUCUCCCACGCAUGGCUAAUGUUGAGGUCACCGC
Messenger RNA from Exophiala dermatitidis NIH/UT8656, 2623 nucleotides. RefSeq lists its product as uncharacterized. Bases 121 to 2373 code for a protein of 750 amino acids. Gene Ontology annotation, biological process: DNA-templated transcription; regulation of DNA-templated transcription. The transcript has 5 exons. Lineage: Eukaryota; Fungi; Ascomycota; Eurotiomycetes; Chaetothyriales; Herpotrichiellaceae. The record is from RefSeq and is a predicted model, not a curated record. Gene Ontology annotation, molecular function: zinc ion binding; DNA-binding transcription factor activity, RNA polymerase II-specific; DNA binding.